Melanotaenia boesemani (Boeseman's rainbowfish) is the source of this 1578-nucleotide messenger RNA. RefSeq names its product retinal homeobox gene 1 (gene rx1). The coding region runs from base 510 to 1559 and encodes 349 amino acids. Gene Ontology annotation, molecular function: DNA-binding transcription factor activity, RNA polymerase II-specific; RNA polymerase II cis-regulatory region sequence-specific DNA binding. The record is from RefSeq and is a predicted model, not a curated record. The transcript is spliced from 4 exons. Gene Ontology annotation, biological process: positive regulation of transcription by RNA polymerase II. Lineage: Eukaryota; Metazoa; Chordata; Actinopteri; Atheriniformes; Melanotaeniidae.
UGAUGAAUUUAUGAAAGAAAGGCUCAUCGAAGCUCCAUUAUCCUGGCCCUACCCUGUAGGAGUGAAUGGAAAUGACGUUGAAACCAGUUACUUGAGCAGAAAACCGCUGUCAAUCAUUCUUAAAGGGGAAGGAUUGCAAUUAACAACCCAAUCCUAAUCCCGUUGUUUCACCUCCUACACCGCUUCAGUUUUGUCCACCUCUUUCCAUCCAACUCCACUCCUCUUCCACUAUCCACUCUGAGCCAGAGUGGGUGCUGCCGAACUUAGCUGCUGAUUGCUCUUUGCACUGGUUGGCUUUUAUGGGGCUGUUUCUGACACACAGAUGAUCAUUGGAGGGAUGUAAAGCAGCAAGUGGAGUGAAUUUAGGCACCACAGAAAGAGCACAUAGUGGAUCUGGGAAACGUAAAGUUGGGAGGUGAGCUGCUGAGAGAAGCAGGUAGACCACUGGCAUCACUAACUUUGGCUGGUCAGCAUAGUUGCUUGUAAAAGGGUGAUUCCCAAAUGCUCGAAUGCAUUUAUCACUUGAUACCAUGAGCAUGGUGGACGACAGCUGCAUCUCUCCCAGCAACUUCCACGAAAUGGGGAAAGGUGGGGGUGCCGCAGUAGGGGGCCGUGUCCACAGCAUUGAUGUCAUCCUUGGUUUCAGUAAAGACCAGGAUCCCUUGCUAAGUCCUGCCGGGGCCCUGGGGCCCCAAAAAGUGAACAGGGAUGACUUGGCAGAACAUGGGAAGCAGCAGGAACCUUCAUCACCAUCGUCCUACAGCGGACACCUUUCCUCUGUGAGGACCAGCAGCUCAGAGCAGCAGCAGUACCACGACACUUGCCUGUAUGGAAACAAGAGUGAUGAGGAGCUGUGUGAGCUGAGGAAGAGCGUAGAGAGUGAUGAAGGCAAGUCUCCAGAGUCAUGCAAGGAUGAUCAUCCCAAGAAGAAACACAGGCGCAACCGCACCACCUUCACCACCUACCAGCUGCACGAGCUGGAGCGGGCCUUUGAAAAGUCCCACUACCCGGAUGUUUACAGUCGAGAAGAGCUGGCCAUGAAGGUGAACCUCCCCGAAGUUCGAGUCCAGGUUUGGUUUCAGAAUCGCAGAGCUAAAUGGCGUCGACAGGAAAAAAUGGAUGCAAGCACCAUGAAGCUCCAUGACUCCCCCAUGCUUUCUUUUAACCGUCCAGCCCCAGUCCACACCAGCAUGGGUCCAAUGACCAACUCUCUCCCUCUGGACCCCUGGCUUCCCUCUCCUCUUUCCAGUGCUACACCUGUCCACAGUAUCCCUGGCUUCAUGGGUCCAACUCAAGGCCUUCAACCCAGCUAUCCUAACCACAGCUUCCUUAAUGCUACACCCCAUGCCCAUCCUCACACUCAUCCUCACUCUCACUCUCAUCCGGCCAUGGGUCAGGGGAUGCAGAGUAUGGCUCCUCCUCCUUAUCAGUGUCCAGCAUCGUACCCUGAUAAGUACCCUCUGGAGGAUGUGGACCAGCGCAGCUCAAGUAUUGCAGCUCUAAGAAUGAAAGCCAAGGAACACAUCCAGUCUAUGGAUAAGACCUGGCAACCCAUGUGACCAACAAACCUGGCAACCC